This is a messenger RNA of Metschnikowia bicuspidata var. bicuspidata NRRL YB-4993, 1602 nucleotides long. RefSeq lists its product as uncharacterized. Gene Ontology annotation, biological process: transmembrane transport. The record is from RefSeq and is a predicted model, not a curated record. Gene Ontology annotation, molecular function: transmembrane transporter activity. NCBI's taxonomy places the organism in Eukaryota, Fungi, Ascomycota, Pichiomycetes, Serinales, Metschnikowiaceae. The transcript has a single exon. Bases 1 to 1602 code for a protein of 533 amino acids. Gene Ontology annotation, cellular component: plasma membrane; fungal-type vacuole membrane.
AUGUCGAGAGACGAAAAAAAUUCUAAUGACAUUUCUCAUGUUUUUACCGAGACCCUGGGCGAAACUGGCGAAAUCAAGCCUUACUUAUUUUUAAAAACAUUGUCCGAGAAGUUGGAUUCUCUUGGGGUCGAAGUCAAUGGUAUCGAGAGAGUGUCCCCAUACAGACGGUCAGCCAACAAAUUCAAACAAUUUGUCACGGUGAUUGGGCUCUGGGUUUCAGGCUGUGCUGGCUUGACAUCCAUGUCCUCUUUUUACUUGGGGCCAAUGUUAUUUGGGCUUGGUUUGAGGAAAACGUUGAUUGCCGGCUUAUUAGGGCAGUUCGUCGGGUGUUUGAUAGCCGCAUACUGUUCUUUGAUGGGCCCGCGCUCUGGGUGCAGACAAAUGGUGACUGCCCGGUUUCUAUUCGGCUGGUGGAUGGUCAAGUUUGUGGCGUUCAUCGGCAUAGUUGGCGGAAUCGGCUGGUCCGUUGUGAAUUGCAUUGUUGGCGGACAGGUGCUCAGUUCCGUCAGUGACGGCCGUGUUCCCUUGGUUGCCUCCAUAGUCAUUAUCGCGGUGCUUACCCUCUGUAUCACAAUCGGUGGGAUUCGGCUUUUGCUCAGAGCUGAAACGUUCCUUUCCAUCCCGAUUGUGGCGGCCUCUUUGAUGUUGUACAUUGUCUCGGCUAGCAAAUACCAAUACUUGACAUGGGAGGACUCCCCAGACGUGGAUGCCGCCACCAUAAGAGGGAACACCGCAUCUUUCUUUUCCUUGUGCUACUCCAUCACCGCAACGUGGGGUGCAAAUGCUUCCGACUAUUACACUUUGUUCCCACAAGAUACGCCCAAUGUUCAGAUUUUCACCUUGACGUUUCUCGGAACACUUCUUCCCACCACUUUCGUUGCGGUCAUUGCCAUUUUGACAGGAAACAUUGCUAUGACGUACGAGCCUUGGAUGGAGGCGUACGAGAACUUGAGUAUGGGCGGUCUUUUGGGCGCGGCUUUCGAACCUUGGGGAGGCGGCGGGAAGUUUUUGUUGGUGUUGAUGUAUCUUUCUUUAGUGUGCAACACCGUCAUGACCACGUAUUCGACGGUGUUCCAGUUGCAAAUCAUAGCCAUCCCGCUCGCACGAGUGCCCAGGUGGCUUUGGUCGUGCCUCAUCACAGUGGUGUACCUUAUUCUUGCCAUUUUCGGCCGGUACAAGUUUGCUUCCAUCUUGGGUAACUUCUUGCCCAUGAUAGGGUACUGGAUUUCCAUUUACGUCUGCUUGCUUUUGGAGGAAAACACGAUAUUCCGGACCAGAUGGUGCAGACACUUGUACCGAGAGGAAUUCAAGGACCUCGACUCAGACACGUCUUCGUUUUCGGGCGUCGAGCAUUGCAAUUACAACUUUCUCAUCUGGAAUACCCAGAAGAAGCUCACGCAAGGCUAUGCCGCCACGUUUGCAUUUGCUUGCGGAGCGGCCGGAGCUGCGGUGGGAAUGUCUCAGACUUACUGGAUUGGUCCAUUGGCCAGAAAGGUAGGCGGCGACUAUGGUGGUGAUGUUGCCAUGUGGCUUUGUAUGGGAUUCAGCGGUGUUGUCUAUCCCUGGCUUCGGUACCUUGAGUUGAAGAGGUUCGGCCGAUAG